AUGAUUAAUGUGAUAAACUAUGACACAGUAUUACAGGAAUUGUAAUUUUAUAUUUAUUAUGAAGACAAGCUAAGCGUAAGUAUCUCGAUGAGGAUAUUUAAAAUAUGAUAAAUUAAAAUGAGAAUAAAAUCAAUUAGGCUUUAAUUAAAUUGACAACGGAAUAAUUAAAAUAGUUAAAAUCUGAAAAGUAAAGUUUAUUAUAUGAAUAUUUGGUUAGAAAUUCUUAAAAACAAAAAUAUACUGAUUAUAUGAAUUAAGUUAAUGAAAUUUUGGAAAGAAAUAGAAAAAGGUAUUAAAUUAGAAAUUUUAAUUAGUCAAUUAAAUUUUAAUAUGAAAGAAGACAAAUUAUACUAGAUUAAAACAAGUCUUUAGCCUGAACUAUUAGCUUGUAUACCCUCAGUGUAUAAUAUUAAAAUAUAAUAAGAGGCUUGCGUCAUAAAAGAUUAUUACAAUAGGAAUAAGUGGAUGUAAAAAUAAGAAGGCAUAAAAAUCAAAAUGAAGAAAGACUUAGAUAAUAAUAAUUUCUUAGAGGUAGAGGAGAUUAGGAAAUGAAAGAGAUUUCAUAGAAUUUAUCUAAAUAUGCAAAAAAUAAUGAAAGGAAUUCACCUUAAUAAGAAGAUAAUUUUGAAAAUGGUUCUCUUGUUAUGUCUAAAAGCUUUAAUUAAUCAUAGUAAAGAUAAAUCUAAUAGUAAUCAUAAUAAUUCCCUGAAAAUUAAACUCCUGUUGUUUAAAAAUAAUUCUAACAGAAAUUAUUAAGAGGUUAAGUAUCAUCUAAACUAUAAUAUGAUGGUUAUGAUGAAGAGGAUGAUGAUUUAAACUGA
Paramecium sonneborni is the source of this 821-nucleotide messenger RNA. The record is from the annotation of a GenBank genome assembly. NCBI's taxonomy places the organism in Eukaryota, Ciliophora, Oligohymenophorea, Peniculida, Parameciidae.